This is a messenger RNA of Xyrauchen texanus (razorback sucker), 1087 nucleotides long. RefSeq names its product ubiquitin-conjugating enzyme E2 L3-like. Lineage: Eukaryota; Metazoa; Chordata; Actinopteri; Cypriniformes; Catostomidae. Bases 23 to 490 code for a protein of 155 amino acids. The record is from RefSeq and is a predicted model, not a curated record. The transcript is spliced from 4 exons.
AGUGAGAUAGAACAACAAGUCCAUGAUGGCGGCGAGCAGGCGGUUGCACAAGGAACUUGAUGAAAUUCGCAGGUCUGGAAUGAAAAAUUUCCGCAACAUUCAGGUGGAUGAGGCGAACAUUCUGACUUGGCAAGGCCUCAUCGUUCCUGACAACCCUCCAUACGAUAAAGGUGCAUUCCGGAUCGAGAUAAUAUUCCCUGCAGAAUACCCAUUUAAACCUCCGAAGAUCACAUUUAAGACAAAGAUCUAUCACCCAAACAUUGAUGAGAAGGGUCAAGUGUGCCUGCCUGUCAUAAGUACUGAGAACUGGAAACCUGCAACCAAAACGGACCAAGUAAUCAGGUCACUCAUCGCCCUCGUCAACGACCCCCAACCAGAGCACCCAUUGAGGUCGGACCUCGCAGAGGAAUAUUCAAAAGACCGUAAAAGAUUCUUCAAGAACGCAGAAGAGUUUACAAAGAAACAUGGCGAGAAGCUGCCAGUGGACUGAUAUCACAUGGGCGUGUCGCCCGUGUUUCUCCUUUGCCCACUCCUCUAAAACCGUCUCCCCCAUUCUGAGUCCCCGCCAGCCAGCUUGCCCUCUCGUUCAUACCGCAUUGAGCCUCUGGAGCCCAGUGUCCCUUCGGUAGAAAGACUUCUGGGUGUUGAUUGGCUGGUGCAAUGUGUGUAAAUGAGAACUUAAAAAAAUAAAAAAAGUGGUGCAAUAUGGGGCGGGGCUAAGGGGUUGGAAGGUUGUUUCUUUUAAUUUCUUCUAAAAUUGCACAGAGAUGUGUUCAGGUCAUGCAGUCUGUUGUGCGAUACUACAGAGUAUAAUGUUAAGUCCUUUCACUUUCACAUUUAUGACACAAAGCAAAAUCCAAUAGUUCAUCGUAUAGAAACACAAUACAUCAAGGUUCUAAAGGUGUGUGGCAAAUAUUUCUUUUAUAUUUCAUCUGUUUGUUUUUUUGUUAUGCUGUUUGCUUAGGCUACACUGUUUUCUCUGGGAUAAGGUUUUAUGUUCUUAAUAAUCUCAGUUUGUUACUCAUUAAAUCACUGCUUAGUCACUGUCACCAAUAUAAUGUUUAUGAUGUCAUAAAAGGGAAAGCAA